Messenger RNA from Chelmon rostratus (copperband butterflyfish), 2190 nucleotides. RefSeq names its product CAP, adenylate cyclase-associated protein 1 (yeast) (gene cap1). Gene Ontology annotation, cellular component: cytoplasm. NCBI's taxonomy places the organism in Eukaryota, Metazoa, Chordata, Actinopteri, Chaetodontiformes, Chaetodontidae. The record is from RefSeq and is a predicted model, not a curated record. The transcript is spliced from 13 exons. The coding region runs from base 127 to 1536 and encodes 469 amino acids. Gene Ontology annotation, biological process: regulation of adenylate cyclase activity; cytoskeleton organization; cell morphogenesis. Gene Ontology annotation, molecular function: adenylate cyclase binding; actin binding.
CACCGACAUACAGGAAGAAAAGAGACGAAGCCUCGUCUGCCCUGAAAGCCUGCGCACUGCACACUCCUACGGCGGAAUUGACAGCGAUAUAAAACACCAAAUCAGUGCUUGACCAGUGUAGCAGGUAUGGCUGAGUUGGCGGGUCUAGUGCAGCGGCUGGAGGUGGCGGUGGCUCGCCUGGAGUCCAUGUCAGGCCCUGGACAAUCAGCUGAGGGAGCUGUAUCGGUGUUCGUCGAGGCCUUUGAUGAGAUCAUGAGCGGUCCCGUGGCCCAGUACCUCUCCCUCAGCCAGCAGAUCGGGGGUGACGUACAGAAACAUGCAGAGCUGAUGAACCAGGCGUUCUCCACCCAUAGAAAACUCCUGCAAACAGCCUCCUCCAGCCAGAAGCCCUCUGAUGCAGUUUUGACGACUCUCCUGCAGCCGGUGUCCAAAGCGAUCCAGGUGGUGCAGGUGUUUCGCGAGCAGAACCGCACCUCGCCCCUUUUCAACCACCUCUCUGCCGUGAGCGAGAGCGUGCCUGCCCUCGGAUGGGUCGCCAUGGCUCCUAAGCCAUGCCCCUAUGUUAGAGAUUUGCUAGAAGCCGCCAUGUUCUACACUAACCGUGUGCUGAAGGAAUACAAGGAGAAGAACAAGACCCAUGUGGAAUGGGUGAAGGCCUACGUCACUAUCUGGACCGAGCUGCAAAACUACAUCAAAAAGUACCACACCACCGGACUGACCUGGAGCAAGAGCGGUCCCGUAGCUUCAGCCUCGGCAGCUCCCCCCCCUGCUCCUGCUGGUGGGUGUCCUCCCCCUCCUCCCCCCGGACCUCCUCCUCCCCCCGUGGACCUCUCCGGACCCGAUGAUGGCGGCAGCGGUGGUGCUGCCAAUCGUAACGCUUUGUUUGCCUCCAUCAACAAGGGAGCCGACAUCACCAAGGGCCUGAAGCAUGUAAGCGACGACCAGAAGACCCACAAGAAUCCUACCCUGAGGGGACAGGUUGCUCCAGUACGUACUGGACCAAAACCUUUCACUUCCCAAUCUCCCCGGCCGGCGGCGUCUGCCACCCCCACCCACACGCUGCCGCCUGUGUUGGAGCUGGAUGGAAAGAAGUGGAAAGUGGAGAACCAAGAGGGAGUGCAGGACCUGGUGAUCAGCGACACUGAGCUCAAACAAGUGGUUUAUGCUUUCAAGUGUAACAAGAGCACCCUGCAGAUCAAAGGCAAAAUCAACUCAAUCACUAUAGACAACUGUAAGAAAAUGGGUUUGGUGUUCGACGACGUCGUGGGCAUCGUAGAGAUCAUCAACAGCAAGGACGUCAAGGUCCAGGUCAUGGGUAAGAUCCCCACCAUCUCCAUCAACAAGACAGACGGUUGCCAUGUCUACCUGAGCAAAGACUCUCUGGAAUGCGAGAUCGUCAGCGCCAAGAGCUCAGAGAUGAACAUCCUGGUACCCAACAAAGACGGAGAAUUUACGGAGCUCCCUGUUCCUGAGCAGUUCAAGACCAUCUGGGACGGCAAGAAGCUUGUUACCACAGCAACGGAGAUCGCCGGAUAGACCGGGGCAGCAUGAGAGAUGGCCGCCCCUCCUCGACACCAUCCCCACCCCUUUUUUUGCAAAUGCCUUCCUGACUGAUCCACCACCCAGCUAACUCUCACGCUGUAGACUGAGAUUUGGACCUCAUACGUUAUAUCUCCCACCCUUCCUCCUUAUCAGCCAAUCACAGCUUAAGCUGUCCCUCCAAUAAGCCAAUGAGAGGACUGCUCAUGUCUAUCUGGAGCAAAUCCUUCAGCCAAUCAGCAGGGAGCAGCUUGUCAUUCAAAUUGGUUUUUCCCUGUGAGCCAGUGAGCACUUUCAAGAAACAUUCAUGAGUUUUGCCAAUAGCUGGGAUGCUCUGUAUGAUAUUUUUAAUCUAUCUGGAUAUGCUAAGCUAAAUUUAACAUGUAGAAUAGCCAACAUGGGAACAGGGACAUUGAUUCCACUGCAACAAAAGCACUGCAGCCAAUCAGGAUGCUUCAGGCUGCUCUUUUCUUUCUCCUCUUCCUGGUCUGGAGGGGCUGGUGUGUGUUUUUUGGUCCGGUUUCUGUUCCAUUAUAUGCAAUUCAGUGGUGAAGCACUUGUCAAACACAACCCUUUUAAAGGAGAUAAUGGCAUCCAUAUCACCUCCGCUGAUGUUGACUGUAACAAUAUUAACAUUCAUGGUGGAUAAUA